GCAGAGCAUGCUGGGCGAUCUCCAGCUCAGAGAAGAUCAGCUCGAGAGACGUGAAGUGAGAGAAAGUUCCAGCUAUCCUUGUGUUUUCUCACAAGUUAGGCUUCAUUGUGUUAGCCAAGGCCAGUGUGCGUCCUUGUUGAUAUACCACAGUCACACACUGGUUGAAGCAAGUUGCCAGACCACUAAGUGCCCUAACCAUACUACAUACUGUCAUACUGCUGUAGUAUUGAUCUGUCUGUCAUCUGUGCCCUUACCAGCACACGGGAGCGAACACAUAAGGUAAGACCUAACCUAAAGAAUAUACAGUCCACCAAGUCCUCACUAACAUUGUGUUCUGUUCGAGCCGGAUAAAGGUGUUUACUCCAGGAUCAAGAUGCAGCGAGUUACCGGUGAAGCCUGGACCUGGUCUGAUCAUCCAAGGCACCAAUCCUCACCUUAUCCAAGUUAUAUGAGCACAGGACAGUAUGUACAUGGACAAGAUCACCUUCAGCCUCGCAUGGAGGGAGCUGCCAAGAUGACACCCCUCACUCCACCCAGUCCCUUCCUCUCCAGCCAGGCCAGAAGGGACACAACUCCAGAUGAGUGGGAGACUUUCAGAGAGUACAGGGCCAUCCUAAACCCUCAUCUGACCCACGAGAGCAGAAGGAUGAGCCACAGUAAGCAGAGUAAGGAGCAACAUACAGGUCUGUCCAUGCUCUACAACAGUCCCUGUGAACACAGGAAGCUACCUGCACAGCACGAGCUAGUGAGAAAGUACAUUGAGCAAGAUAGAGGCCAGCUGUGGCAGUCCCAGCGAGCUAUGCAGGUCAGGCCCACUAAGCUACGUGAGAAACAAGAAGAGAUGGUACAGGUAGCCGAGACCCUCCUCUCCUCUCUGUGCUGCCACAGCUCACAUCCCAGUCUAUAGCUAGUCUCUCCCACUAAGCCAGCCCCUACAGAGCCCUCAUGCCGAGGUAUCCUUCCAGCAGAUAAAGUUCAGCUGACACCCCUACGGCCCGUGUCAGAGCUGGUUGAACAUACAAGGCCAUCACUCAACGAAGAAGAUACGGCUUGUGAUGGACAGUAUGACAACAGUGAGUGGCCACAGCCCAGGGAUCCUCAGCUCGUCUCAGUAUCUCUCCGACCAGCUGCAGCCCAGGGGCCACCACCUGGCUUUAGACUGAGAGUCAUCCCUGUUUCAGUUAGGGGGGCUUCGCUAGAAGCCAACGACAAGCCCCCACCUGCUCCUGAUGAGGAGCCCAGUUAAUCUCCAGCAACAUGCCCUCCACUUGGCCCUGGCUUCCAGACACUGGCUCCGUUGGGGAGCCCCCACCUGGUCUUGAGUGGGAGCCCACCACUGCUUCCUCCACAGGGGCCGCUUUAGCCGCCGCCCUGAGGUCCCAUCCAUUCCUUGCCAGCAAGGUUUUCUCUGUUUCUAUAGGGGAGCCUCCGCCUGCUCCUCAUCGGAGACCUUCAGCGACGCCUCCUGAGAGGCCAGAGCUCGACCCUGACUUCUGGGACUUUCAGUCAUCUCACCUGCAACCUGUUAGUCCCUGCCUGUGAGAUCCACCCUGGCUCAGUCGGGGAGCCCCAACCUGACAGUUGUUGAGAACCCUUUGCAGCUCUAGCCCAGGGUCCAUAGCCACACCCUUCUUGGGGAGCUCUGCUGCCUUCUCUGGAGAACAUGUCUGUCCCUGCUAUGAGACCUCGGCUCAGCCCGAUUAUCAGCUCAGAUCUGGCUCCUGACCCUAAGACUCAGUUUCCCUUGGUCUGGAGGUCGCUGCCUGAUCCGGUUGGGGAGUCUCCGUCAGAGCCUGAGCCCUUUAGGCUGUCCGCUGUAGAGCUACUACCUGGCCCUGCUCUAGGGAUCAAGCCAGCUCCUGCCAAUGGAGCCCAGAGCACUCUCCCCUUUGAGUCUCAGACUGUGUCAGCCCUAGAGACUGUUUCCUCUGACAAGUCUGCCCCUAGUACAGAUUCAAUGCUGGUAGCCCCAACAGCCUCUGUGUCAGUUGUUGGAGACCAGUUGGACCAUGUAGUAGGACCUGUCUGCCAGCCUUUACUUGCCAGUGUCCUUCCCUUGGUUAUUAGUCAGGCCAUGUUGCCAGGCCUUUAGGUGCCCCUGUCACCAGACAUGCAGGUGUCCCUGGUGCCCUACUAGGUAAGCAGUCAGGUGUUCCCCCUAGUUUCCUGCCAGCUGACACCCUAGUAGUUUGGACUGUAACUGACAGCAGCUCCUACACCACUAGAGCAGAGAACCCUUUCUGUCAUUUAAGCCCUGGACUAGAGUUUAUUUGUUUCUAGUGGUUAUGCCUAGCCAGGCCCUCUGUUGAUGGGAUGGCUAGACACCCCUAGACAUCUGGUAUUAUGUCUGCUAUGUUUGGGUAAUUGUUAAGAUAGUCCUAUAAUUUUUAUGUAGAAGGACUGACGAGCUCAGUUCAGGUGACUUUUUAAGAGGACAUUCUACUCCGAAAUGAAAUAAGUAUGCUGACACCAUCUAAAAUAGAAUUUCCACCUCCAGAAAUGAACCCAAUAACACAUUGGUUAAAUUAUUUGUAAAAAAUAUCUUAACCUAUUGGCAAUGCAUGGUCCAUAAUAUCAGGUAUGCUAUUAGCAAUAAACAUGAUCACCUUUAGCCCAACUGAUGCAGCAAAGUGCAAAUAAAUUGACAACCCCAUGCUUCAUCUCUAUUUACCCUAUUGGGCAUUUAAAAAAACAUGUAUUUAACCUUUAUUUAACUAGACAAGUCAAUUAAGAACAAAUUAUUUUUUACAAAUGACGGCCUACCCGGCCAAACCCAGACGACGCUGGGCCAAUUGUGCACCGUCCUACGGGACUCCCAUUCACAGCCAGAUGUAAUAAAGCCUGGAUUCAAACCAGGGACUGUAAUAACGGCUCUUGCAUUAAGAUUCAGAGCCUUAGACCGCUGUGCCACUCUUGAGCCUCAACUCAAAAUCAUUAGCCAGAUCUCAAAUGUGAUCUUUUAACUAGUUAUCAUAUUGAUGAAUUUUAUGACCCAAAAAACCUGCAUAAACACAAUGUAAUGUAGGCCUAGCUGUUAGGGUAACUCAGGGUAACUCGCCACCUGGGGUAAAAAGUCCCCUGCCUGUACUUCUCACAGAAACCACUUCAUGUAACAAUUUUCCCCCCAACACUUUCCCUGGUUUCUAAUACUCUUGCUCAACAGAAAAUAUCUGUCUCAUCACAAUUUAAGUCAUUCCAAAGAAAUUAUUUUAAGGUAGAGAGGCAUUGUACCCCAAGUCACCCUACGAUUGACCAGUGUUCUAUUUAGCCCCACUCUCCCCUCGUGCUUAACCAUUCUUCUGCUAAAAACCCUGGGUUUAAAAAGGCUCAGUUCACUCAUAUUUAGAAGUUGAUAAAUAAAUAAAGCAGGAAUAGAAAGCUGGGAUUCCUCUCCUUUUAACAAAAGCCAUUACAACGGCUGUUUUUGCAAUUGCAAGAAUUGUUGUGCAUUGACUGCUUGUCAGAAUGCAUGUUUGCCUCCCCGUGGCACUUAUAACAUGACUGUUCCAAUAGAGGAAUAUUUAUCUAGCAUAGAACACAACAACAAGCCGACUAGGUAAAUGGAUAAACUAUUAUACCAUGGGAUUGUUUGAUUUUUCUAUUAAUUACUUUUUUUUUUUUUGCAGAGGAAAAGUACAUGUGGAAUGUUCUAGCAUCUUCAAUGCGCCUCAGCAGAAAUAUUUUUUCAUGUUCCAUAUUGUUUUGGUUGCGUAGUGGCAAUGAUUUUGCCGUGGCGCAACCCCACAGCAAAUUGAGUACAGUGGAAACAUUGGUCUGGUACAUAUAGGUACAUAGAGUAGAUUGUGUGAAUGUGACCUGUUGCUUGCUGGGCUACAACCUAGUCUCAGAUAACUUCAUAUUAUUCUGUAUGUACAUCUGAACACCCCAUUUAGUAUAGACCCUUUUGCCAUACGCGACACACUGACAGAUGUGCGUGACUCUUGACUGCAAUAAGAAAGCCAUUGCCAUCUGUGGCCAUUUAUCAUAGCCUAGAUUUAUGUUUUUAUUUCUUCUAAACAAAACAACUUUUUGGGGUUCUCAUACUCUUACAAUGUUUUGAUUCUUGCUUGAACAGUCGCUAAGAUUAUAUUUGGUUGUGGUCUUUGCAAAAUAACUAUUUUGGAUACAACAGUUGUUAGCUAGAAUUCUAACACUCGAAAUAGCCUGGCUAGCUUUUGCUACAAAGAGACAUUUUACUGGUUGAAGUUUAAGUGUUUUUUUUCAAAAGUAUAAUGCAGUUGAUUUGCAAUGAUGACAAACAUGUUAAGACAUUUAUACAAGCCUUUAAAAUCCAAUUAUAAACCAAAAGUAGUGUGAAAUGCACUUAUAAGCAACAUGUAAAUAGACGCCACCAACUUGAACACAAAGCUCUUGUGCGACAAUGUUUGCAAACAUAGAAAGGGUCUAUAUGGCACUGAGUAUCCCGGAUUUACAUUUACUAUGUUAUGGCUAGUCUAUGAGACCUGGCUGGUCAUGUGUGUAAAAAUAGCUGCACUAUUGUACUGCACUGUUCCAAUAUGGGACCAGGGCAUUCGUUCAGCUUACAUGUCAUCAGAUUUGUACAGGGACUGCAUCACUACAAGGGAUACAGCCAGCCAGGGGUGAAGAGUUGAUGACUGUCAACUCAACUCUAAUUAGGGCUACUUCAGGCACGAAGCGAAAUAACUUCACAACUGCAAGAGGAAUCGUAAAUAUGUGGACACGUUUCCUUUAAGAUUCCCCCUCCCGGGUUGACAAUUGUAGCGGGUGUGACGUUUUCUACAUCUCGUCCGCUAAGGAAAAUAUGCUGUUCUACGCCUUCUAAUCCGGAGAAUUUCAACCUGGUAAUGAAAUUGUAACCAAAGAGGACAGCUAUGAAUUCAUAAACUCAAUGGAAGUGUUCCCGUCAUUUCAACAUCCACCCAAAAAGAACAACAGGACGUCUCGACAGGAACGUCUGGGUUUUGACAGCUUUCGACCGAAGUAGCAAGUUAUCAUUGCCCUGACUCUGAACCGCGAGGCAGUUUGUGGACCAACAGCAAGCCUACCCAUCUCGCCCUUUCCUGGCCAGGGCUAAUCGCCACACAGUGACAGGACUGUCUGUGUCGACUGCUGCCCAGAUGCCCGGUGGAGGAUGCCUUCGCAACAGCUAGACAUGGAGGUGAUGACCCCCCUCAUCGAGAACCCUGGAGGAGUAGGGCAGGAGGAGGACAACUCUGAAGAAGACCAGGAUCCAGAGCUGCUGCCUGUCAGACACUAUGAGCUGGGAAACAGCCACCAGGGCAUCACGUUUACUCAGGCUCUCAUCCACCUGCUGAAGGGGAACAUUGGAACUGGGUUGCUGGGUCUUCCCCUGGCAGUACGCAACGCAGGGGUCAUAGUGGGGCCUCUUUGCCUGGUGCUGAUGGGUGUGGUUUGUGUUCACUGUAUGCACAUCCUGGUUAACUGUAGCCAUCACCUGUGUGAGAGGUUGAAGAGACCUCCCCUAGGGUACAGUGACACAGUGGCCUUCUCCAUGGAGCACAGCUCCUACCAGUGCUUCAGGAAGAGUGCCAGAUUUGGGAGGCACCUGGUCAACUUCUUCCUGGUGUUGACACAGCUGGGAUUCUGCAGUGCAUACUUUGUGUUCCUGGCAGAGAAUAUAAAACAGGUUGUUGAGGGAUACCAAGGUGUAAACAUCACCCUGGCAGCUGAAUCCCUGUCAUUUGCCAACACCUCCAUGGUGCCAGCCCCGGUCCCUCUACCCACCAUGGUGCCCUCUGAGCCCUGGGCACUGGACCUGCGUCUUUACAUGCUCUUCUUCCUGCCCUUCCUCAUCCUGCUGGUGUUCAUGAAGGACCUGAAGAACAUGGCCGUCCUGUCGUUGCUGGCCAACGUCUGCAUGGCCGUCAGCGUCAUCAUCAUCUUCCAGUACAUCACGACGGAUUUUGGGGACCUUCAUCGUCUCCCUCUCACUUCCCCCUUGGGCAAGUUCCCCUUCUUCUUCGGAACAGCCAUCUUUGCCUUCGAAGGCAUCGGAGUGGUUCUUCCUCUAGAGAACCAGAUGAAGGAACCGAAGCGGUUCCCCACAGCUCUGAACAUCGGGAUGGGUAUCACCAUCGUCCUCUACGUUGUCUUGGCAACGCUGGGCUACCUCCACUUUGGUGACGACAUCAAAGGAAGCAUAACCCUUAACCUUCCUCACAAUGCUUGGACCAAUCAGAUGGUGAAGAUCCUGUACUCCUUCGGCGUGUUUGUCAGCUUUGCCAUCCAGUUCUUCGUCCCGGCAGAGAUCAUGAUUCCCCCGGUCCAAGCGAGGCUAAGGAAGAGCUGGAGGGCACCCUGUGAGAUGAUCCUCAGAGGCCUGCUCGUCUGCCUGACCUUCUCCUUUGCUGUGCUGAUCCCUCGUCUGGACCUGGUCAUCUCCCUGGUGGGUGCUGUGUCCAGCAGUGCCCUGGCCCUGGUCUUCCCUCCCCUGGUGGAGCUCAUCACCUUCUCAGACCGACCGCUGAAGCCAGCCAUGUUGGUCAAGGACCUUGUCAUCGCUGUGGUGGGCUUCAUAGGGUUCCUGGCUGGGACCUAUGUCACCCUGGCCGAGAUCGUCUCCCCAGAGGAGCCUCCGGAGGUCAUCAGGGAGGCAGCUCAGAACCUGACUGUUGCUGCUGCUACUGCUGUGGCUGGGGCCUUGGGGAUGUCUGAGGAGCUAGGUGGGAACUGGACCACACCUACUGCUGCUGUGACCUUGGGAUGACCUUAAAAUGACAUGUAGUCAUAGCUCCUAGAGCAGCAGGAGAUUAAAUGACGAGCAGACAAUUGUGUUCACUUACAGAUUGUUUUUCAUAUGGUUGCUGGAUCCUUGUUUUGUCAAAUCUAUAGAAAAUGAAAUGGACAGCAUAGUCCCUGACGACGAUCUGCUAGGAAUGCUCGAGUGUCCUUCCGCACAGUGUAGUCAUUGGAACAUGAAAAAGUAGAACCAAACACACAUCAUAGAAACAUAGGAAAGACACUGUACUGUACACAGCCCUAACCACAUAGAACCCUUUCAUAUGGAUGUAAUGGACUGCGCAGACAUAAGAACAACAUUUGUGGCACACACACAAGCGUAAACAUCCCCAGCUAGCUUAUCCCACUCAUCACCAGUUCAGCACGUUGCCCCGCAGUGAUCAGAGUUCUCUCUCCAUCUCCAGCUGAGCAGUGUGACAUUUCCACUGCCUCAUCUCUAUCAGAGGGGAACAUCUCAUCAAAUACGAAAUCAUGAAUGUAUGAUGUAGCAGGGAAACAAGAGUCCUUCUAUAUGCAGGUCCCACAGAACAUAAUCUGAAACCAGAUUCUCCUUGUAUUGUUGGUGAUUCGGCAACCUCUGAUAUGGUUUUUCAACCCUAGGGGAGUGGGGCCUGUAGCCGCUAUCAAUUCUUAUGAUAAAUGUUCCCUCCAAGCUGCUCGACUCCCUUCGGGCUGCCGCGCAGAUGAAAUAUCAGCCCACGCAGAGAAGCACGAGAGUGAACUUCACUCAACUUUCUACAGUUUUCCUCUUUAGUUAACAACAUCAACGUUUCACACUACUGUGGGAAUUCUGCUCGAAUCAACGCAAUAUUAGCCACUUUCAAUAUAACAUACCGAAACAAAACGAGCUAUGCAAGAUUUAGUAUGCAAAACUAACUGCAAGAGAUUUUCUUUUAGGCAGAGCGCAUUGGAAUAGGAUUCUAUAGAAUUGACAUGAAUAACUCAGGCCCAUACGCUACACAGACCGGUGCACCAUAACCAAUCAGAGCUGCAGAAGGCCUAUAUGCAAAUAGCCAUUGCCAUAUAUGGAUCUGUGCCAUUCAGUUUGAACUGGACAGCAUGAGCGGUAUUGAGUAGAUGGUUUUUGUUUUGAGAUCAAAGCGAGAACUGCAUGUAGCCACCUUUGCACAUUUGUUCAUAUUCUUUGCUAGUUAGUGAGUUAUUAGCACAUUUUUAGUCAACAAUCAGGGAGUGGUUGCUUCCUACAUGAACACAAAAUGCAUUUCUAGUCAUCUUUGAAAAGCAAGUCAAGUAAAGAGCUUUUUUUUUGUCUUAAAGGGGAAGUGUUGUAUUUUGAGACAGUUUUGAAUACGCUAAAUAACCAGUAGGCAGAGCUUAGCAUAAUGUGUCUGAUUCUCUGUAAUAGUGGUAUGGGAAUAAUAAUCAAUUGUAUUUUGUAAAGUGGUUUCUUGCAUCAAACAACACAACC
This is a messenger RNA of Oncorhynchus tshawytscha (Chinook salmon), 8170 nucleotides long. Its product is annotated as proton-coupled amino acid transporter 4. NCBI's taxonomy places the organism in Eukaryota, Metazoa, Chordata, Actinopteri, Salmoniformes, Salmonidae. Gene Ontology annotation, molecular function: L-alanine transmembrane transporter activity; L-proline transmembrane transporter activity. Gene Ontology annotation, biological process: amino acid transmembrane transport; L-alanine transport. Gene Ontology annotation, cellular component: vacuolar membrane. The record is from RefSeq and is a predicted model, not a curated record. The transcript is spliced from 13 exons. Bases 5114 to 6709 code for a protein of 531 amino acids.